This is a messenger RNA of Striga asiatica, 519 nucleotides long. NCBI's taxonomy places the organism in Eukaryota, Viridiplantae, Streptophyta, Magnoliopsida, Lamiales, Orobanchaceae. The record is from the annotation of a GenBank genome assembly.
ACUCCACGUCGUACAAAACUGCCCUCGGUACAGCAAAGGGUCACGUCCACAAAGUCUGAUAAGUCACGAGAAGACGCAGGAUCAAAGAGACCUCUUAUUGAUCCAGAGCGUGUCGGUGACCACCCGAAGCCGAAGCGUCCGAAAUGUGGUGCACGCAAACCAAGCCAAAUUGAUAGCGAUGAUUUUGUUGAUGACGUGCCUCGACGCUGCCUGCCAAAAAUCACAAAAAACUGGAAUGUUAAGGGUAAAAGUAAAAUGGCUGAUACCGAUAUUUUGUUCUAUGUAGACAAGGUUGUACUGUCUGUGCGAUCAGUCACACGAACAUUCCCGGCGUUUAGAUCAUGGAGCAACGAGGCGUUAAAAGCUAGAGAACACAACGAGAUUGAUGCGGGAGCUUUUGGUAGAGGUUUUGUGGAUGUAGACUUCCGUUUGUUUGCCGAUAGUCGCCGGCUGGAUAAAAGCGGACUAAAAUACGAUGGCGUAAGUGAUGUUGCUGGUGUGACAGAUGGCCACUGUGUA